Ochotona princeps (American pika) is the source of this 5520-nucleotide messenger RNA. It is a transcript of the gene DNMBP, whose product is annotated as dynamin binding protein. NCBI's taxonomy places the organism in Eukaryota, Metazoa, Chordata, Mammalia, Lagomorpha, Ochotonidae. Gene Ontology annotation, molecular function: protein binding; guanyl-nucleotide exchange factor activity. The record is from RefSeq and is a predicted model, not a curated record. The coding region runs from base 168 to 4844 and encodes 1558 amino acids. The transcript has 17 exons. Gene Ontology annotation, biological process: intracellular signal transduction. Gene Ontology annotation, cellular component: cytoplasm.
CGGAAGCCCGGGGCGGGAGGCGGGAGGCGGGGCGGCGCGCUGAGUCACACGGGAUCGACCCGCCCGCCGCUGGCCGGGGCAGAGGUGACAGCGGGCCCGGGCCGGGCGGCUGCCACAGCCCGCCGCGCCGAGGGGACCGCCGGGCAGCGGAGAGCAGGUUAGAAGACAUGGAGACGGGCUCAGUGGUUCGCGCCAUCUUUGACUUCUGCCCCAGUGUGUCAGAAGAGCUGCCACUGUUUGUGGGCGAUGUCAUCGAGGUGCUGGCAGUGGUGGAUGAAUUUUGGCUUCUAGGAAAGAAAGAAGAUGUCACAGGACAGUUCCCUAGCAGUUUUGUGGAGAUUGUAACCAUUCCCAGUCUCAAGGAGGGAGAGAGACUGCUCGUGUGCAUCAGUGAAUUUACCUCCCAAGAGCUGAACAGCCUCCCCCUCCACCGAGGUGACCUGGUGGUUCUCGAUGGCGCUCUCACGGCAGGCUGGCUUCAGGGUCGAAGCUGCUGGGGAGCCCGGGGCUUCUUCCCAUCCUCGUGUGUCCGGGAGCUCUACCUGUCCUCGCAGAGUCAGCGGUGGCACUCCCAGAGUGCCCUGCUUCAGAUUCCUGACUAUUCCAUGGGACAAGCCCGGGCCCUGAUGGGGCUGUCUGCCCAGCUGGAUGAGGAGUUGGACUUCAGGGAAGGGGACGUGAUUACUAUUAUCGGAGUUCCAGAACCAGGUUGGUUUGAAGGGGAGCUGGAGGGUCGCAGAGGCAUCUUCCCAGAAGGAUUUGUAGAGCUCUUGGGGCCCCUGCGGACUGUGGAUGAGUCGGUAAGUUCUGGAGAGCAGGAUGACUGCAUUGUGAAUGGUGAUGUGGAAACGCCUGUCGGAGAAGCAGAGAGUGAGCUAGGUGACACUGAUGAGAAGCCAGGGGCCUAUGGAAUUGCCCUCUACAGAUUCCAGGCCCUGGAGCCCAACGAGUUGGAUUUUGAUGUUGGGGAUAAAAUCCGGAUUCUGGCGACCUUGGAGGAUGGCUGGCUGGAAGGCUCCCUGAGGGGCAGGACGGGCAUCUUUCCCUACCGGUUCGUGAAGUUGUGUCCUGACCAGCGGGUUGAGGAGACCCCACCGCAGGAAGGCGACCAUCCUGAGAUCAUCGAGCCCCCCUCGGAGGAUUUAGAGAAUGGCUUAGCCGUGGAGGAAGCCCAGAGGGCCAGUGAGGUUGUUUCUGAAACAUCCCCUUCAGCCCACCACCACCUGACCUCUGAGUGUGCCGUCAACCAGCAUGCUCAGCAUGGUGAGGGUGCCUCUGGAGGGCCCCCAAGAGGCCCGGGGGGACCCGCAAAGCCUCCUGACAGAGACUCCUCCACAUCGGGUCAUACAGGGGUCGUCAAUGGCCUUUCCUCCCAGCCACAGGCACCUUUUCACACCAAGUUGCAGAGAACCCAGUGUUACACCACUGCAGGAGGGGGACCCCGGGGCUCAGCAAGGUGCCCUGACCUUCCUUCAGCAGCCAGGACUAGAGACUACGCCAGCCUACCUCCCAGAGGGACUGGUUCCCAGCCGAGAACUCUGCCCGCGCCAUUGCCUGCCCUUCAGAGGGGCUCAUCCCUUCCAGCCUGCCGAGGAGUCAGACCUAACUCCUGGAGUCCCCAGCCACAGGGUCCAGCUCCCUGUGCUAAGAAAUACCAGGUGUGCAAAGAAAACGCCACUGGUUUGGGCUAUGCACCAGAGCAACCAGAACUCAAGCCUGGCCCGCAAGCCUGGCCCACUCUGGAAGUUCCAGCAACUCCCCAGGCAGAGGGCAGCCUUGAUCUGGAUUCUAAGUUGACUCAGCAGCUAAUAGAGUUUGAGAAGAGCUUGGCAGGCCCUGGCACCGGACCAGAUAGAGCCUUCCGCCACUUUUCCAUCAUGGACUUUAACUCCGAGAAGGAUAUCGUGCGGGGUUGUCCCAAGCCAGCCUCCCUACAGGAGCUGCCAGAGAGGAGGAGGGCAUUGAGGCCUCCCCCGCCCCGGCCCUGCGUCCCUGCACCUGCUUCUCCCCGUCUGCUUACUGACCAGAGCCAGACACUUACACCUCCCUUGGCCAUGCGCCCCUCCCGCCCAGCUCCCCUCCCUCCCUCAGCACAGCAGAGGAUGAGCACAGUGUCCCCCAAGCUUGGAGCUGGUCCCCAUCCCAGAUGUGACACCCCAGAAGAGGAGCACCCUGAACACAUGCAGGGGAGCCCAAACCACACCUCCCCACACCCCUUCGUCUUGGUGAGGAUUCAGGAAGUGGAGCGGGACUUGGACGUGUACAGCCGAGCUCAAGAGGAGCUGACUUUAAUGCUGGAGGAAAAGCAAGACGAGUCGUUGAGGGCCGAGACCCUUGAGAAUCUCGAGUUCUAUGAGAGUAACAUUGAAAGUCUGACCGUGGAGCUCCAGCAGCUCAGAGAAAUGACGCUGCUCUCCUCCCAGUCUUCCUCGCUGGCAGCCCCUGCUGCAACUGUGUCCACGGAGAACCCGGAGCAGAGAAUGCUGGAGAAGAGAGCCAAAGUGGUGGAAGAACUUCUUCAGACGGAAAGAGACUACAUUCGGGAUCUGGAAAUGUGUAUUGAGCACAUCAUGGUACCACUGCAGCAGGCCCAGGUGCCGAACAUUGAUUUUGAGGGACUUUUUGGAAAUAUGCAGGUGGUGAUCAAGGUUUCAAAACAGUUGUUGGCUGCUCUGGAAACCAGCGAUGCUGUAGGGCCUGUGUUUCUUGAUCAGCGGGAUGACCUUGAGGGGACCUACAAGGUUUACUGCCAGAAUCACGACGAGGCCAUUUCUCUGCUAGAGAUCUACGAGAAGGACGAGAAGAUCCAGAAGCAUCUUCAGGACGCCCUGGCAGAUCUCAAGAGCCUGUACAAUGAAUGGGGAUGCACAAACUACAUUAACCUGGGCUCCUUCCUCAUCAAGCCAGUCCAGAGAGUCAUGCGUUACCCGCUGCUGCUGAUGGAGCUGCUGAAUUCCACACCGGAGUCCCACCCGGAUAAGGUGCCCUUGACCAGCGCGGUGCUCGUGGUCAAGGAGAUCAAUGUGAACAUUAACGAAUACAAACGGCGAAAGGAUCUAGUCCUCAAGUACCGUAAAGGUGAUGAAGAUAGCCUUAUGGAGAAGAUUUCCAAACUGAAUAUCCACUCUAUCAUCAAGAAAUCCAACCGGGUCAGCAGCCACCUGAAGCACCUCACUGGCUUUGCUCCCCAGAUAAAAGAUGAAGCAUUUGAAGAAACAGAAAAGAACUUCCGAAUGCAGGAAAGGUUGAUCAAAUCUUUCAUCCGGGACCUGUCCCUCUACCUCCAGCAUAUUCGAGAGUCGGCGUGUGUGAAGGUGGUGGCUGCCGUGAGCAUGUGGGAUGUGUGUGUGGAGAGGGGGCACCGAGACUUGGAGCAGUUCGAGAAGGUGCAUCGCUACAUCAGUGACCAGCUCUUCACCAGUUUUAAAGAGAGGACGGAGCGCCUGGUCAUCUCCCCGCUGACUCAACUGCUGAGCAUGUUCACGGGGCCCCACAAGCUGGUGCAGAAGCGCUUCGACAAGCUCCUCGACUUCUACAACUGCACCGAGCGGGCCGAGAAGCUCAAGGACAAGAAGACGCUGGAGGAGCUGCAGUCGGCCCGCAACAACUACGAGGCGCUCAACGCGCAGCUGCUGGACGAGCUGCCACGCUUCCAGCGCUGCGCCCAGGGCCUCUUCGCCCACUGCGUGCACGGCUACGCCGAGGCCCACCGUGACUUCGUGCAGCAAGCGCUGGAGCAGCUGCAGCCGCUGCUCUCUUUACUGAAAGCGGCCGGCCGAGAGGGCAACCUCAUCGCCAUCUUCCACGAGGAGCACAGCAGGGUGCUGCAGCAGCUGCAGGUCUUCACCUUCUUCCCCGAGGCCCUUCCCGCUGCCCGGAAGCCCUUUGAGAGGAAGACCACGGACCGCCAGUCGGCGCGGAAGCCCCUGCUGGGCAUGCCGGGUUACGUGCUGCAGUCCGAGGAGCUCCGGGCCUCCCUCCUGGCCAGGUACCCCCCUGAGAAGCUCUUCCAGGCAGAACGGAACUUCAACGCGGCUCAGGAGCUGGACGUCUCACUCCUAGAGGGCGACCUGGUGGGGGUGGUCAAAAAGAAGGACCCCAUGGGCAGUCAGAACCGCUGGCUGAUUGACAACGGAGUCACCAAGGGUUUCGUGUACAGCUCUUUCCUGAAGCCCUACAACCCCCGCCGCAGCCACUCGGACGCUUCUGUGGGCAGCCACUCCUCCACCGAGUCCGAGCACAGCGGCGCCUCCCCCCGGUUCCCCCGGCAGAACAGUGGCAGCACUUUGACCUUCAAUCCCAGCAGCAUGGCUGUGGCCUUCCAGAAGCAGCCUCAGGACGCAGGUGCAUCCAAGGACUGCGACGCUGGCACUUGGAGCGCCUCCUUGAACUUGAGUAGCUCGGAGGAUGGUCCUUCAGAACCAACCACCUCCUCCCCACCCAGGGCAGGGGACUCUGUGGAUGCAGCCAGAGACACAAGCCAGCCCACUGCCACCCUGAGGAGCUAUCGCAGCAGUAGGCCCCCAGAGGGGGUUGCUUACUCCGUGCCAGGGCGAAACGGGCAGGGCCGAGAACUCCCCCGAGGAUGUGCACGAGCAGCCCAGCCCGCAGAAUACCAAAGCAAAGAACCGGAAAGCAUCGAGGCAGAAGGCAACCAGGUCUACUUUGCUGUAUAUAGCUUUACUGCACGAAACCCGAAUGAGCUGAGUGUGUCUGCCAAUCAGAGACUCAAGAUCCUGGAGUUCAGAGACGUCACAGGGAACACAGAGUGGUGGUUGGCCGAGCUUAACGGGAAGAAAGGCUACGUGCCAUCCAAUUACAUCCGCAAGACCGAGUACACCUGAGCGGCCCUGCUUCCCACUCCGCCUCACUGCCUUCACACUCGGCCUACGGCAGGCUCUGCCAGGCCAAGGAGGGGGCACCCGCUCCCAAGACAUGGGCCCUGCCACCUCGCCGGGUCAUGGCAUGGUGGAAACACGAUUAAAGUCCUGUUUGGUUGGGUUGCAAACCUUGAUGCUCACUAGUGUUUCUAGAAUUUGAAAUGGACCCUGGUCCUGAGAAGAAAGGCAAGGCCCGGGCCCCAGCUCCAGAAGAUGAGACCGCCAACCGGAAGACCAGUGUUCUGUGUGUGCAAGAAGCCAGGUUGUAGCCAGACCGAGCGUGAGGUGGGCCGUGUGCUGGGAGCAGCCGACCAGAAUCCGACUGGGGCAGAAGACAGACUGGAGGUUCCCAGGGGCCUUUGAGGCUGAGCUUUGCCUGUAGCAAGGAGUUGUUCAGCAUAGCCUGAAGCUUUAGCUACGCACUACAGGUCUCUAAACUAGCGCCUCCUGGAACCCUUCCUUCACUGCAUUUCCAGAUUGGCAAUGCAGCCUUUAAGGCCUUAGGUUUUUUCUUGCACCUUCAUCUGAAAGUUUCUAUUCUCUGGCACAGUGCAGUCAGCCAGCCCAACCAGCAACAGCAUGCCAGCUGCCCCAUGCAAGUAUUAGUCCCAGCACAGCCUCACAGCAGUGCAGCCUAGGG